GUAGUUAGUUCACGUUGCAGAAUUGCACAGCGGAAUGUCAUCUCGCUCAGAUCUGCCCAAGUGAGGAAGUACCCUACAGAAGACCACUAUCAUAACAAUCCCAAAUUUGCUACUUACUUACAUUGUAGAAAAAUGUUAAUAAAGGGUACACAGAUGUUCAGAAAGCGGUGGUACGUAUUGGUGGCCGCGGGUCUGUGUGCGCUCUACCUCUACUCCACGUUGGACACCUCGCUACCUAGCUUCGGGGGGCAACGGAGAUUGGACGUCCCAGGUACCUCAUCUGUACCACUUUCCAGUGUAAUAGAAGAUGACGAUAAACUAUUGGGUACAGAUAUAAAGAACAGAACUGCUAUUAUAGAAUUCUUAGAGAAGAAGUUACAGAAAGCCCUAAAAUGGGACAAAGGGACAGGCUGCAAGGUCCCGAAACUGGACCCCUACUCAGACGACAUGGCCUGGUCUUACAAGAAACUGGGACCCCUGAAAUGCAAGGGACAAGAUUGGGUGAAGUGCUAUCAUUCCAAAUGUCGCGUUGUAGACUCAAUACGAGACACACACACAAGCAUCCAGUGCGAGUACAAAGACAUUAUCUACAAAGACGAUUUCCACUACGACUUCGGGAAACCCACUGUAGUCAAAGAUGGCGAUGUAUACCAGCUGUCAGCCAGUGAUCACGUCAGCGUACAAUGUACAGGAACUGUGCCAAGUAUGGGAAAGACUGAAAAAUGGUCAGGUAACACAAUCGGUUUCCGCCCUGUCUCUCCAGCCAAACCCCUGGAUGACCACAUCAACGUGAUGGUCCUCGCGUUCGACUCCACCCCUCGGAGCGGCUUCAUCAGACUCAUGCCCGAGAGCUGGAAGGUCAUUAAUGAGGAGUUGAAGGCUACGGUCAUGGAAGGGUACAAUAUAUUAGGUGACGGAACACCAGCCUGUCUCUUUCCGUUUCUUACUGGCAAGACAGAGCUAGAACAACCGGAUGUGCGGAGAACUAAACAGAACAACAGGACAUUGGAUGACUUCCCUUUUAUAUUCAAGCAUGUAAAGGAAGAAGGGUAUGCCACAGCAUACAUUGAGGACAUGCCCCUCGACAACACAUUCACGUUUCGUUUCAACGGCUUCAAGAAACAGCCCACCGACCAUUACUACCGCGCGUUCCGAAACGCGAACAAGCGACUUUUUAAGGGUUGGAACUUUUGCUACGGAGAUACCCCGCAGUUUAAGAUGAUGAUGAAUUUGACGGAGCAGUUUCUGGAGCUCGAAGGAAGGAGAUUCAUCUUCACAUUCAUCGGGGAUAUUUCACACGACAAUUUCAACUACAUACAGUACGCUGACGGAGACUUGGCGACUUUUUUGAGGCAUCUGAUCAAACGGACCGAGGAUACGCUUAUCAUAGUCAUGGGAGACCAUGGGCCCAGAUACGCAGCGGUCCGCAAGAAGCAUUCCCUCCGCGGCAAACUCGACGAACGCCUCCCCCUCCUCGCUAUCCGCCUCCCGGACCGCCUCACGCGCGCGCGCCCUGACGCGUUAAGCGCGCUUCAAGCUAAUUCGCGAGUAUUGACCACUGCACAUGAUUUACACGCGACUAUAUUGGAUGCAGUGGGCUUGAGGAAGCAUUGGAACCCGUACAAGGUGGUGGGGGCAGAUUUGAGAAGGGGACUGUCGUGGUUAGAGCCGAUCCCCAACAGCCGAUCCUGCAGCGAGGCCGGCAUCGAGACGCACUGGUGCACCUGCCUGGUCUGGCAGAAUGUCUCCGAAUCCGAUCCCAUGUACAAAAGGGCUGCUAAUGCGCUGAUAGACUACAUCAACAAGUUUACAGAGGAUGCUGCAACCAAGUGCGUCCCUCGCACUGUAGCGUCUAUAAGUUGGGUGCUCCGACAGCGUGUCAACAACCGACUCCUCGCUUUUAAUACCGCUAUAGAUUACGACACUUACUUGGGACGGUUCAACGCCAAAACAAAAGUCACUAUAGAGAAUUUUCAGAUUGGAAUCGAGUCAAGCCCAGGAGGCGCUGUAUACGAAGCAUCCCUGACCUACAAUGUUCAAGAUGACAAGUUCAUAGUACAGUCGAGGGAUAUCUCAAGGGUCAACGCAUACCGCGGUGAAUCGGAUUGCAUCCUCGACUCUCACCCACACCUCGCUCCGUACUGUUACUGCAAAGGUUGACGAACAGACUGAAGUUAUGUUAUAUGCAAAGUUAUGUGUCUCUUAUUUAUUAGGACGCGGGUUUCCCCUAUUCCGCACCCUUUAUGAUGUCCAUACUCACAGUUUUUUAGGGUACCGUACCCAAAGGGUAAAAACAGGAUCCUAUUACUAAGACUCCACUGUCCGUCUGUCUAUCUGUCCGUCACCAGACUGUUUCUCAUAAACCGUGAUAUCUAGACAGUUGAAAUUUUCACAGACUCCACUGUCCGUCUGUCUAUCUGUCCGUCACCAGACUGUUUCUCAUAAACCGUGAUAUCUAGACAGUUGAAAUUUUCACAGAUGAUGUAUUUCUGUUGCCGCUAUAACAACAAAUACUAAAAAGUAUGGAGUCCUCGGUGGGCGAGUCCGACUUGUCCAGUUAUUUCAUUAUUUAGGGUCGAUACAGACAGACUGCAACCCGACGGCAUUUUUUAUGGGAACCACACUGAACGCCAACUUUUUUGAAAUUGCAAUUCGUCUGUACCGGGUCUUAGAUAUUUUUUAUAUAGGUAGUUUAAGUUGUAUGGAUGGCAAAUAAUGUGUUCGACGGAAAACGAUGCCAAAUAAUAAAUAAGCUUUUCUAGUUAUUGGGGACUCGAUCCCCAUUUAUUUAUUUAAUCAACCGGCAGUGCCAUUACGCAAUAAUUUAAUAUAAUAAGGUUAGGUGGGAUAAGGUAAGACGAAAAAGAGCGUUUUCCAAAAAAAAAUACAUUUCAUUCAUGUCUUCAAAAUAUUGACUUCUUGGGCUCAUUUCACUCAGAAUCAUUUGUACAUUCACGCCUCACACAAGAAAAAGUGUCCUGAAGUUUUGUAUGAAAAAAUAUUUUUCUAGUGCGUCACGUUCAUACAAAGUAAUGCCCUCUCACCAAAUUCAAGGGACGCAUUGAAGACCUUGUGAACCUCAGUGAAAGGGCCAUUGAGUAUCUGAAGAGUGCAAUCCUCAAUCUCUAGAUUAAUAAUUAAAUUGAAUCCAGUAACUGUAAAGCCAUACGAUAAAUAAAUAAAUACAAAUAAAAAAAUUAUACAUAAGUACAAAAAUGUGACGAUCUGGAAAGGAAAUCUUGGUACACAUUUUUUCAUGUAUGAGGCGUGAAUGUACAAAUGAUUCUGAGUAAAAUGAGCCCAAGAAGUCAAUAUUUUGAAGACAUGAAUGAAAUGUGAAUUUUUUUUUGGACAACGCUCAAAUAGUUUAUUUUGCUCGGAGCAAGACAAACAGUGCGAGGACUCCAUACAAAUGUUUAUCCUGCCCCGGUAAUAGUCUUACCCCAUCUUACCUUACAAUCGGCAUUGUUAUUUUAUGUGAGGGAGAUUCUCAUUUUAUCUCAGUGAAAUGAUUUUCAUAUCACAAAAAAAAGCUGGGUGCGUAGCCAACAUACCAAUCGUUUACGCUCCGUAGCUAACGAAACGCAACUGUCACUGUCACACUAGUAUAGAGGAGUGAUAGAGAGACACAAAGCGUUUCGUUGCCGUAGCGCAAGCGAUUGUCACUUUGGCUAGGCACUCUGGUAGCCUAGCGGUAAGAGCGUGUGACUUUCAAUUCGGAGGUCGCGGGCUCAAACCCCGGCUGAUACCGAUGAGUUUUUAGGAACGUAUGUACGAUGUAUCAUUUGAUAUUUGCUAGCCUCUAGAAAGAAAAGUACGGUCAGCAAUAAAUGCUUUUGACAAAAAAACUUAGUACCUACUAAUUGAAAGUAAAGUUGGAUAGUUCUAAGUAUAUUUAUUUUGAACUCAUAUUGCUAGCGAGUACAAAGUAUUUUUAUAUGAAUAAAUGUUGAAUUAUAUUUAGUAUAAAUAAUAAAUAAAUAUUUGGGGACAAUGUUACAGGGAUAGAUCAACUUAGCCCUAAACAAACGGCCUGAUUCUAAUUUUAAUAAACGUAAAAAUUAAAUCUGUAUACGAUAUUUUUGUUUAAAGAAAACGUCAUUUUGACACCAGUCCGAUCCAUAUUAUCGUGUCGAGAUCAAAUUUUUGACGUUUAUUAAAAUUAGAAUCAGGCCGUACAGGCAAUAUGGGUACAGUUAAAAAAAAUUCAGGGAAAAUUCCUAUAUCCUCAAAUUAAUAUAAGUAGAUUAAGUACGAGGUAUGAUAAACUGUAAAGAAAUCUCAAAAAUAGUAAAUUUUUGUAAAUAAACUAUAGAAAAUUAAAAAAGACUAAAUAUAGGGAGUCUCGGUACCGAAAACUAUUUCGUACCUUUUGGCAUCGAGACCCGAGAGUCUCGAGUUUCGGGCCAAGACCCGUGGGGUUCGAACUCGUCUACACUAUUAAAGGAAUUUUAGGAAUUUUGGAAAAAAAUAGCAGACGCCACCGGGCCCACCGGUGAUCGUAGAGCUGGCAGCUUCCUCGCACACAGAAUAAGUACUGCCAUACAGCGAGGAAAUGCUGCCAGCAUCUACGGCACCAUGCCGCAGGGGAAUAGUUUCUAUUCAUUUACUUUUAAGAGUAGUUUUAUUUUUUUAGAUUUAGGUUUUAAGUUUUAUAAGUUAGUUACUUAAUGUUGUUACUUAUUUGUUAUUUCCUUAAUAAAGCACUUUUAAUGUUAACUAUAUGUAGACAUAUUUUUACUACUUACAAAAUAUCUCAAAUUUUUGAAAAGUACAUAAAUUGUAAGUGUCAGAAUAUUUAAGUUGUUUUAAUGAAUUGCCAUUGUUCAGUUAAAAAUACGACGGCUAGAGUGACAUAUGUGAUGAAUGAUGAUGUUAAAUUUAGGUACUUAUAACCUUAACCUCUAGCCGCCCAUACGUCAAACCUUGCCAAGCAAAAUGAAAUUUUAUUUUGUCAACACAAAGUUCAAAUUAGAAUGGAACAGGAGACCUUUUUAUAGGUCUCUGGGCGGCUAGAGGUUAAAACGCCAAAUUGCCUAAAAUAGUAGUGAGAUGACAACUGUCACUGUACCCUUCGUAUUUGAAAAAUACGAGUACUAUAAGUACUUUAGGUACUUUAAUAUUAAAUAAGUACUUAUUUAAUUAUUGAUAUUAAAUGUGGCAUAUUAUUAUAACUUAAGAGUCAUUAUAAGGUAAACUUGAGUAUUACAGUUUUAGUUAGAAACAAUAAAUUAAUUCAGUUUAACAUAACGUUAUAAUUUUUUUGCAUAACGUUACGUUACGUCAACGUGUGACAUUGUUUUUUAAAUAAGUCGUCGGGUGAGAAUACGUUUGUGCCAUACGCCACUUACAUGGUUUACAGGAGAGCGAAAAGAAGCAAAAAAAAUAUUUCUCGGAAAGUUUUACAUUUAGGAAAUAUUGAACGUAUAUAUCAUUUAGGCAAAUAUGUUUACUAUUUAUAUUACCAAAUAAAUAUUGUGAAUACAGUGGUAAUAAUGUAAUAAAAGCAUUUUUAUUUUUGCCAUAUCCGUUUUGAUGAGUAAAUGUUAAACGUAUAAUGUAUGACAUGACACAAAAGUUGUGGAUAUGUCACACUUUUUAAAUUGCGGAUAUGGCACAACAUUUUUCAAAAAUCGUUCUUUUCAAAAACCGAUUAGUGUUAAUUAUAGCAUAUUUUUUGUUAUUUUAGGAAUCAUUAAAAAACGAUUUUCUCAAAAAUGGAUAUGGCACAAACGUAUUCUCAGCCGACGAAGUAUGUAUUAAGUUUUUUAAUGAGAAAUGACAACGGUAAUGGCCUGUCGUAACGUUAUCGUUUCUUACCUAACGUUAACAUUUAAACUGCCAAGAUAUUUUUACAAUACAAAAAAGCUUCAUAAAUGAC
Cydia splendana is the source of this 5881-nucleotide messenger RNA. RefSeq lists its product as uncharacterized. The coding region runs from base 133 to 2160 and encodes 675 amino acids. The record is from RefSeq and is a predicted model, not a curated record. Lineage: Eukaryota; Metazoa; Arthropoda; Insecta; Lepidoptera; Tortricidae. The transcript has 17 exons.